AUUACCCGGAAGUGACAACAACAAGUCCUUCCUGCAUCAAGACCGGCAAGAUGGCAGCGGACACGCAGGUCACAGACACACUCAAGAAAUUUGCUGUGAAAGUGACCACAGCCAGUGUGAAGGAGCGUAAAGAGAUUCUGGGAGAGUUGAAGCAGUGUAUAAGUGGCAAAGAGUUACCAGAGCCUGCCAUCAAAGGCCUAUGCAAGCUCUUCUGCCUCACUCCUCACAGAUACAGGGAUGCUGCAUCUCGGAGAGAGCUGCUCUCUGUCAUCGCUCUGCUAGCUGAGAGUCAACCUGACAUCCUAGCGGCCAGCCUCCUCCACUGCCUUCUCAACAGCGGAAUCAUCAGCAAAACUGGAGAACCCAGUAAGAGCACAGGCUCUGCAGCCUUCACCGGCUUGUCUUGGACCUGCCUCUUAGUCCGCAUCGUGUUUUCCACUCCAGAGAAGAGAGAAGGCCCCGUUUGGAAGAAAACGGUGGAAGUUCAGAGUCUUUUUCUGGCUGAGGUAGUAGGAGGAGCUCAGGCCACAGCUCUGAAGUCGGGCCUGAAGAACCUCAGCCAACUAUGGAAGGCAAGCCCUGGUCUUGUGGAUCAGUACAUCAGCACUCUGCUGAGUCUGGAGCAGAGCCCCACAACUCUGGUCAUGCUAGGGGUGUGUUUGGACUUCUGUGCAGCUCAGAAAGACAUGGCCACCAUACAGAAGUAUAAGAGUCCCCUGCUGGACCUGUACGUGAAGUCAGUCCUUAUGAGCAAGACGAGACCACAGCAACACAUACUGGACAAAAGUGGCUCCUUAAUGCGCCAUGUCUCCCACUCCGAGUUCAAGGAGCUGCUGCUCCCCGCCAUGCAGAAGACCAUGCUCCGCAGCCCAGAGAACGCAAUGCAGACCGUUUCCUGCCUGCUGGCCACAGUGACGCUCGACCUCAGUCAGUAUGCCAUGGAUAUUGGAAAGGCAAUAGCAAGCCAGCUGAAGGCUAACAACCCCCAGCUGAUGGAGGAGGCAGUCCAGGCCAUGCAGAACCUGUCCCAGCAGUGCAGUGACCCCACCGCUGUGCAAGACACCGUCACACACCUCUUCAAGAUCCUUGGAGGAUCAGAGGGGAAGCUUACAGUUGUUGCCCAGAAGAUGAGCGUGUUGUCCGGCAUUGCCAGCUGCAGUCAUCAUGCUGUGUCAGGAACCUCCAGCCAGACUCUGAGCUCUGCAGUUGCUGUUAUGUUCAUCCCUUAUUUACAACAAGAAGUCCACGAGGGCACCUUGGUGCAUGCUGUGUCGGUGCUUUCCCAGUGGACCAGCCGUCUCACGGUGGAAGUUCCCACUGCUCUGUUGGACUGGCUGAAGAAAGCCUUCAGCCUCAAGACCUCCACCUCUCUGGUCAGACAUGCCUACCUGCAGGCCAUGCUGGGUAUCUUCAAAGGUGACUGUCUGGCCCAGGCCUCAGACUUGGUGCCUCUCCUCCUCCAAACUGUGGAGAAGGCUGCAGCCCAGAAUUCCCAGCAUGCUCUGCUUGCAGAGGGUGUGGCAGCUUCUGUUCUCUUGAGUCGAUUGUCUCUGCUGGAGACACAGGCAGAGGCAAAAUUUACCAGUUUUUGGAAUCUGGUCUUGGAUGAGAAGAAGCCACUAUUUACCACAGAGAAGUUCUUGUCACAAGCCACUGAAGAAACUUUGUACACAGUGCUGCUGUUGUGUGAAAGGCUCUUCCUGGACCAUGCCCAUAGGCUCAACGCCAGCAAAUCACAAAUGUACCACCAUGCUGCAGUGGCCGUGCUGUUGUCCCGGGUGUGGCGUGUGAGGAAGCGGGCACAGCAGACUGUCAGGAAGCUGCUCUCCUCUCUGGGUGGAUCCAGCCUGGCCCACGGCCUUCUGGGAGAACUCCGAGUUGUCAUUAACAAACACAAAGUUUUGCCGCAGGAUGUCCUGGUGUCAGAGACAGGAGAGCUGACUGAGCUGGGCCGGAGUUACAUUCCCCCACGUGUCCUGCUGGAGGCGCUGUGUGUCAUCUGCUCUGCCGCCAGCCAGUGGGGUGACUUGGCCGAGGCUGAGAACAUGGCCAUGGAGAUCCUCAUCGUCACUCACCACCCCUCCAUAGUUGAAGUUCGUCCCGGCCUCUGGCCUCUUCUGCUGUCCACCAUGAAUAUAAAGGCAGAGGAGUUCAUAGAAAAGAACCUGGAGAAUAUUCUUCCACGCCUCCUGGAGGUCAACGCCGACAACCAGGCGGUGAAGAACGCUGUUGGUGCCCUGUCCGGUCUUUCCCCAACCAAACUGCUGCCACGGGUUUUGGAUCACGUGACUCAGUGGCUUUCCCGGCCUGCACUUCUUCAGGUGACCAGGGAGGAGUACGCCAUCAUGCUGACACCUGAGGGCGAGCUUUACGACAAGAGCAUCAUCCAGAGUGCACAGCAGGAAAGCACCAAGAAAGGCAACAUGAAGAGGGAGAACAAGGCCUACUCCUACAAGGAACAGAUCAUUGAGCUGGAGCUGCAGGAGGAGAUAAAGAAGAAAAAAGGCAUCAAAGAUGAGGUGCAGUUGACCAGCAAACAAAAGGAGAUGAUGCAAGCCCAACUUGAAAAGGAGGCUUCCAUUCGCAAGAGACUUCAAGGGUUGGACAUGGAGUUGCAGAGUGUGGUGGGUCUGCUUGAAGCUGCUUUGAUAGAAAGACCUCCUCAGAUCUCCUGGCAGCUGCCUGCUGUCCUCCAGGUCCUAAUGCCCCUGCUCCACUCUACUCUGGCCGCACCACGCCUCCAGCAGGUCUUCUUGGACAUCGGAGUUUGCCUAAUGCCCAAACACCUUCACUAUCUAGCUGAGCUUGUGGGACAUGUGACUUUGCGGCUACUGAAACCUGAGUGUGAACUGGACAAGGCCUGGGGACAGGAAGACCUGGACACAGCGGCCCACCGCACCGUGCUGCUGCUGCACAGCCACACCGUCCCACAGAGAGAGGCCAAGGCCGCUGACAUAGCUCCACUGUCUGCUCCAGCCUUCUCCUUCUGCUUCCCUCUUCUCAACGCCAUGCUCAGGGAGUCAUCAGGCAGCACCGAGGAGACAGAGAGCAUGAUGACCAGAGCUCUGCAAGUCAUCAACGAGCAUGCUCAGCUUCGGGCUGACACUGACAGUACAGACACACUCAUUGAUGAGAAUGGCCCAGAGCUGCUUCCACGUGUCAACAUGCUGCUGCUGCUGACGAGAGUGAUUUCCACAGCAACACCCAGACUUCAGGUGUUGGCGUCGCAGUGCCUGACUGCGCUGUGUGCCAGUGCUGGAGGAGAGAAAGGCUGCGCGGUGGCAGAGCAGCCCGAGAUCGAUGUCCUGCUGGACGCCCUGCUCUCGCCCUGCUUCGCUGUCCGAGACGCUGCUCUCAGGGGGCUGUUGGAAAUGGAGUUUGCCCUGCCGACAGACAGCACAGAAGCCAGCGGGCUGAGUUUGCUGCGCAGACUGUGGGUUGCCAGAUUUGAUGUUGAGGAGGAGGGACGAGCGUUGGCCGAGAAGCUCUGGGAGUCUCUGUGUCUGGAGUUGGUCCCUGAGCUCUGCUCCUUGCUGAUCGGGGACACCACCCACCACGAGGAGGCUGUCCGCUCUGCCGGGGCUGAGGCUUUGUCCAGCGCUGUGUCCCAGUACAGAGAACAGUCUGCUGCGGUGCUCGGCCAGCUCACUGAGCUCUACCACCAGAAGCUCUAUAGGCCGCCUCCUGUCCUGGAUGCUCUGGGCAGAGUCAUCUCUGAAGCUCCUCCUGACCAAUGGGAGGCCAGGUGUGGUAUUGCCCUGGCUCUGAACAAGCUGUCCCAGUAUCUGGAUGAAUCUCAGGUCACCCCUCUCUUCCUCUUCUUUGUCCCCGAUGCUCUGAACGACCGCCACACCGAGGUGCGACGCUGCAUGUUGGACGCUGCCCUCUCAGCUCUCAAUACACAUGGAAAGGACAACGUGAGUUCCCUGUUGCCGGUUUUUGAGGAGUUUCUGAAGAACGCCCCUCAGGAUGCCAGCUACGAUUCUGUCCGUCAGAGUGUGGUCAUCCUCAUGGGCUCCUUGGCCAAACAUCUGGACAAAAGUGACCCCAAGGUCAAGCCCAUUGUGGCCAAACUUAUUACUGCACUCUCUACGCCUUCGCAACAGGUCCAGGAGUCUGUGGCCAGUUGUUUACCUCCGCUGGUUCCUGCCAUCAAGGAAGACGCUGCAGGGAUUGUCAGGAACCUGCUGCAGCUGCUGCUGGAGAGCGACAAGUACGCCGAGAGGAAGGGGGCGGCCUACGGACUGGCCGGCCUGGUCAAAGGUCUCGGCAUCCUGGCUCUCAAACAGCAGGACAUCAUGACCACCCUGACCGACGCCAUCCAAGACAAGAAGAACUUCAGACGGAGAGAAGGAGCGCUGUUUGCCUUUGAGAUGCUGUGUAACAUGUUGGGGAAGCUGUUUGAGCCCUACGUUGUCCAUGUGCUGCCACACCUCCUGCUCUGCUUUGGAGACGGUAACCAGUACGUCAGAGAGGCUGCAGAUGACUGUGCCAAGGCUGUGAUGAGGAACCUGAGUGCCCACGGGGUGAAGCUGGUGCUCCCCUCUCUGCUGGUGGCACUGGAGGAGGAGUCCUGGAGGACUAAAGCAGGGUCGGUGGAGUUGUUGGGUGCCAUGGCUUACUGUGCUCCCAAGCAGCUGUCCUCCUGCCUGCCCAGCAUCGUGCCAAAGCUGACUGAGGUGCUGACCGACUCCCAUGUGAAGGUGCAGAAGGCCGGCCAGCAGGCCCUCCGACAGAUCGGCUCCGUCAUCCGCAACCCUGAAAUCCUGGCCAUAACCCCCAUCCUGCUGGAUGCUCUCACUGAUCCGUCCCGAAAGACGCAGACAUGCCUGCAGACGCUGCUGGACACCAAGUUUGUCCACUUUAUCGAUGCUCCCUCCCUGGCUCUCAUCAUGCCCAUCGUCCAGAGAGCCUUCCAGGAUCGCUCCACAGACACUCGCAAGAUGGCCGCUCAAAUCAUCGGCAACAUGUACUCCCUUACUGACCAGAAGGAUCUGUCCCCAUACUUGCCUAGUGUCAUUCCUGGACUCAAGGCCUCUCUGCUGGACCCCGUGCCUGAGGUGCGCACAGUGUCAGCCAAAGCCCUGGGCGCCAUGGUGAAGGGAAUGGGUGAAUCCUGCUUUGAAGACCUGCUGCCCUGGCUCAUGGAGACGCUGGCCUCCGAGCAGAGCUCUGUGGAUCGCUCUGGAGCGGCUCAAGGUCUGGCUGAGGUGAUGGCUGGGCUGGGAGUGGAGAAGCUGGACAAGCUAAUGCCAGAUGUGGUGCAGACCGCCAGUAAGGUGGACAUCGCAUCCCAUGUCAGAGACGGCUACAUCAUGAUGUUCAUCUACCUUCCCCUCACCUUUGGAGACAAGUUCACCCCCUACGUUGGGCCCAUCAUCCCAUGCAUUCUCAAGGCGUUGGCAGAUGAGAAUGAGUAUGUGAGGGACACGGCGCUGCGAGCAGGCCAGAGGAUCAUUAGCAUGUACGCUGAGACUGCUAUCGCUCUGCUGCUGCCCGAAUUGGAACAAGGCCUGUUUGAUGACCUGUGGAGAAUCAGGUUCAGCUCUGUGCAGCUGCUGGGAGAUCUGUUGUUCCACAUCUCUGGAGUGACAGGAAAGAUGACAACAGAGACCGCCUCAGAGGAUGACAACUUUGGAACGGCAGCAUCCAAUAAGGCCAUCAUCGGAGCUCUUGGAGCUGAGCGGCGAAACCGCGUCCUCUCUGGCCUCUACAUGGGCCGGUCAGACACCCAGCUGGUGGUGCGACAGGCUUCCCUGCAUGUGUGGAAAAUCGUGGUGUCCAACACUCCCCGAACCCUCAGAGAGAUCCUGCCCACCCUCUUCACCCUGCUGCUGGGCUUCCUGGCCUCCACCUGCCCUGACAAGAGAACGAUUGCUGCUCGGACGCUGGGCGAUUUGGUAAGGAAGCUGGGAGAGAAGAUUCUCCCUGAGAUCAUUCCCAUCCUGGAGGAGGGGCUGCGCUCCGACAAGAGUGACGAAAGACAGGGCGUCUGCAUCGGCCUCAGCGAGAUCAUGAAGUCCACCAGCAAAGAUGCGGUGCUUGUCUUCUCGGAGUCACUUGUCCCCACUGUGAGGAAGGCUCUCUGUGACCCCCUGGAAGAGGUACGAGAGGCUGCAGCCAAAACCUUUGAGCAGCUCCACGCUACCAUCGGCCACCAGGCGCUGGAUGACAUCCUGCCUGCUCUGCUGAAACAGCUGGACGAUGAGGAGACAGCGGAGUUUGCCUUGGAUGGUCUGAAGCAAGUGAUGGCGGUGAAGAGCCGCUCUGUGCUGCCUUACCUGGUUCCAAAGCUGACUGCUCCUCCUGUCAACACCCGGGUGUUGGCCUUCCUGUCCGCCGUGGCAGGAGACGCCCUGACACGCCACUUGGGGGUGAUUCUGCCCGCCCUCCUCUCCUCUCUCAAAGAGAAGCUGGACACAGAGGAUGGAGCACAGGAGCUGUGCAGCUGUCAGACAGUGAUCCUCUCAGUGGAGGAUGAAGUGGGCCAGCGCAUCAUCAUAGAGGACCUGUUAGAGGCCACACGAGGCACUGACCCCGGCCUCAGGCAGGCUGCCGUCACCAUGCUCAACGCCUACUUCGCCCGCACCCGUCUGGACUACAGCGCCCACACCCGCACCCUGCUGUCUGGCCUCAUCCGCCUGCUCAAUGAUCCCAACACUGAGGUCCUGGUCCAGAGCUGGGACACCAUCAACUCCAUCACCAAGAAACUGGAUGCGAGCAGCCAGCUGGCUUUGAUUGAUGAUCUGCACCGAGACAUUAGAUCAGCCGCUGCAGAUGUGAAGGGUCAGCACCUGCCUGGUUUCUGUCUGCCCAAGAAGGGUGUGACCUGCAUCCUGCCGGUCCUCAGAGAGGGUGUGCUGACUGGCAGCCCUGAGCAGAAAGAAGAGGCAGCCAAAGCGCUCGGAGGGGUGAUAAGACUGACCUCCCCCGAGGCGCUACGGCCGUCAGUGGUCAACAUCACCGGACCGCUCAUUCGUAUCCUCGGAGACCGUUUUGCUUGGACAGUGAAAACUGCUCUGCUGGAGACUCUCACUUUACUACUGGCAAAGGUGGGCAUUGCCCUGAAGCCUUUCCUGCCACAGCUCCAGACCACCUUCCUCAAGGCCCUGCAGGACUCGAGCCGUGCAGUGAGGCUGAGGGCGGCUGAAGCUCUGGGCCAGCUGGUCUCCAUCCACACCAAGGUGGACCCACUCUUCACCGAGCAGCUGUCAGCCAUUCGCAACGCCGAGGACUCGGGAGUCAGGGAGACUAUGCUCCAAGCCUUAAGAUUUGUCAUCCAGGGGGCCGGGUCAAAGGUGGACCCAACCAUCCGCAAGAACAUCACCACCACAUUACUUGGCAUGCUGGGACAUGAUGAGGAUGCAACACGUAUGUCUUCAGCCGGCUGUGUCGGUGAGCUGUGUGCCUUCCUGUCAGAGGAGGAGCUGAGGACUGUGUUACUUCAGCAUAUCUUGGCGGAUGUUUCUGGCGUGGACUGGAUGGUGCGUCAUGGCCGCAGCCUGGCCCUGGCCAUCGCAGUCAAGUCUGCCCCUGAGAAGCUGUGUGUGGAGGAGUACAGCGACUCUGUGGCAGAAAGCAUCCUGGCCAAUGCCACUGCCGACAGGAUCCCCAUUGCCACCAGUGGGAUCAGGGCGAUGGGAUACCUGAUGAGGCAUCAGCUCAGAGCAGAGGGCAGCGCUGGUGUUUCUCAGCGAGUCACCACACAGUUUGUCAAGUGUCUUCAGAAUCAGUCCAGUGACAUCAGACUGGUGUCGGAGCGGGUGCUGUGGUGGGUGUUCAGAGAUCCGGCGACGCCCUCCAUGGAAGCCGGUCUCAUCAAGCCGCUGGUCAAGAGCCUGCUGGACAACACCAAGGACAAGAACACCAGCGUCAGAGCGCAGAGCGAGCACACCAUCGUCAGCCUGCUAAGACUUCGCCAGGGAGAGGAAACCAUGCAGAGUGUCACUGCCAUCCUGGACUCUGCAAGUAAUGACCUUCUGUCAGAGUGCCACCGCCGGUCUUUGAAGAAGAUCGCCAGCCUCCCGGAUUCCAACGAAGAGAUCGACGACACCAUCCUAACAUGAUGGGGCAGGACUGAAUCGUGCUCGUGUAUUUAGAAAAAAAAAAAAAAGAGACCUCAGCAGAAAUCAACAGGAGCUUGACUGACAAAUCACACCAAUGA
Myripristis murdjan (pinecone soldierfish) is the source of this 8164-nucleotide messenger RNA. RefSeq names its product GCN1 activator of EIF2AK4 (gene gcn1). The transcript has 57 exons. The record is from RefSeq and is a predicted model, not a curated record. NCBI's taxonomy places the organism in Eukaryota, Metazoa, Chordata, Actinopteri, Holocentriformes, Holocentridae. Gene Ontology annotation, molecular function: protein kinase regulator activity; protein binding. Gene Ontology annotation, biological process: cellular response to amino acid starvation; regulation of translation. Gene Ontology annotation, cellular component: cytosol. Bases 51 to 8066 code for a protein of 2671 amino acids.